GCAAGUCAGUAGUCACAUAAACAUGACAUCAGUAUGCAUGUGUGGAAUGAUCUUAUUUUUCAAGGCCAAAUAACGUAAACAAAAUAGUAAAAUAAUAUAUUACAAGUUGACUAAGUAUAUUUUACAUGAAAUAAUAGCAAUUACCAGAUUGUAAAUUAUAAAAAAAGAGUUUAAAAAUAAUUUAAAAAUCAUGGAUGUUGCUGUGAUUGGAAGGUGUUUCAGCAUGUGUCCUGAAAAAGAACGUAUUAUGAGAGAACGUGAAGGACUUCUACAUGUUUUGGAAAUUGAUGAAAAAACAAAAAACCAAAAAAGACCAAAAUGUGAUCCAUCUAAAAUUGUAAAAUGUUAUAGUAGACCAAGUGCUGGAAUGUUCAUGACUGAUCCAAAUCAACUGAGACCUGGACCAGUUCUUAUGGUGACACUUAGAUAUUUAUUAUCAACGGUAGUAACACGAACUGAUGUUAAAUGGUCACGAAUUUAUGAAUUUGUAUUUGAUAGAAUACGAGCAAUAAGACAAGACAUUGUCAUCCAGAUGCUUGACAUACCAACGAGUAUUCGUCUUUUUGAGCCAAUUGUUAAAUUCUAUAUUUAUUCAAAUGAAAGAUUAUGUGAAAAAAGUUUAAAUGAAUUUGUUCCAAAAUUCAACAAUGAACAUCUUCUUGAGUGUAUAAAACAAUUGUUAGUUAUGUAUGAUGAAUAUGAACAAUAUAAUGUUGAUAAAUCAUCAAUGGAAAAUAACUGCAGAACAACAAUUGAAGUGUUAUAUAUUUUACUACACUUGGGUGAUCAAGUUGCUCUGAGAAGAGGUUUAAAUUUACCAAAAAAAUACAGAGAAGAACCAUACAUUAAAAAGGCACUUAAAAUAUCUCUUGCAUGUCACGUGAAAAAUUACGCAAGAGUAUGUCGUGAAAUUAGAAAAUUACCAUCACUAUUUAGCAUCGCAGCUAUCAGAAAUUUGCAAUACAUUAGAAGAGAUACUUUUGAAAUUAUGAGCUGUUCUUAUAAUAGUCAAAAACAAACAUUUUCUGCUUAUAAAUUAAAGGAAAUUUUAUUAUACGAAGACUUGGGAAACUUAAAAAGAGAUUGUGAUUUAUUUGGUUUUAAUUUUAACAAUGGAAAUGUUGCAUUUGAAAAUAAAAAAUUCAAUAGAAAUAUUUUAAAUGCUCAUCCAGAACAACAUAUACCAGAUGAAACUCUUCACAGUUUUUUACCAGCCAUACUUUUAUCAAAUGAAAAUUUGUUAUUAAACGAAAAAAACAAAAAAUUUACAGUGAAAAAAAUCUAAUUAAUUGUAAAACUUUUUAUACUAAUUAUUAUUGGGAAUCACUUGAUGAGCUGCUUGAUGAAUCUGUUGACAUAACUUCAACAUCUUCAUUUUCCUGUUUAUGAGUAUUAAUGGCAACACUUUGUCCACCCAUUGACAUAUGGAUUUCCCCAGAAGGAUGCCAAGCAAACUGGUUUGCUGAUGACAUAAGUGGUUCUGUUAACAAAAAAGAAAUAAAUAAAAUUGAGUGAAUAAAAAAAAAAACAAACAAAAAAGCAAUAUAAACAUUUCAAGGAUAAACAA
Aphidius gifuensis is the source of this 1567-nucleotide messenger RNA. Its product is annotated as SAC3 domain-containing protein 1. Gene Ontology annotation, cellular component: spindle; nucleus; centrosome. The transcript is spliced from 7 exons. The coding region runs from base 191 to 1285 and encodes 364 amino acids. Gene Ontology annotation, biological process: spindle assembly; centrosome duplication. Lineage: Eukaryota; Metazoa; Arthropoda; Insecta; Hymenoptera; Braconidae. The record is from RefSeq and is a predicted model, not a curated record.